Durio zibethinus is the source of this 2497-nucleotide messenger RNA. Its product is annotated as serine/threonine protein phosphatase 2A regulatory subunit B''alpha-like. Gene Ontology annotation, cellular component: protein phosphatase type 2A complex. Gene Ontology annotation, biological process: protein dephosphorylation. NCBI's taxonomy places the organism in Eukaryota, Viridiplantae, Streptophyta, Magnoliopsida, Malvales, Malvaceae. The record is from RefSeq and is a predicted model, not a curated record. Gene Ontology annotation, molecular function: protein phosphatase regulator activity; calcium ion binding.
GCACUGAAACACUCCACUCCACGCGCUUCGCUGCUUUCUUUCGACCUUUCGUCCUCCGCAGCUCUUUCCGUUUCCUUUUUGUCUCUCCACUCCCCAUUCUCUCUCUAAGAAAGUACCCAUAAAAAUAAUAAUAUAAUAAUAAAAACUCUGUAUUCUCUACUCCUCUUUUUCUUCCUUCUUUUUUUUUUUUUUUUAAAUCCGAACCGCAAGCAGAUGGAAAGUGUUCUAAGGAAAGUGAUUUCUAUUUUUUUUAUUUUUAUUUUUUCUUGAAGACAAAACAGGUUAAAUUUUCUUUCGGGAAGUUUCCAAGAAUUUGGUAUUUCAGUUUAUUCAUUACUCGACAGUUAGGGUUUCUGGAACGGCGUGAAUUAAACGGUGACUUUUUACUUCCGGUGAAGAAAAGAUUGUGCAGUCUUUUUCCUUAACAAUUGGGUGCAAAAUUUUUUCUACUGUUUCGUCAAUUCACCUUAGAAUUUGGAAGCGCAUUUUGUCCUCGUUUAGUAAGAGAAAUCUCGAAAGCAAAGUGGCGUUGGUUUCUUUUGACUGUUGCAUUUGAAGAAUUGAAGGAGUUAGGGUUUUAGAGUGGUUGAAUUUGUUUAGCCUGGUUGAUGUGGUAGGCGAGAUGUCGUUAUCUAUAAAAAUGGAAAUUGAUGCACUGGAAGAUGUUACUUGUUUGGACCCCGAGCUUUUGCAGCUUCCUGAAGUGUCUCGAUUUGCACUAAAAACCAGUCCUCAACUUGUCGAGGACUUGUUCUCUCAAUGGCUUUCGCUUCCGGAGACCGGCCAUCUGGUGAAAUCUUUGAUCGAUGAUGCAAAAGCAGGGACCAAAGUGAAUGCCUUUGCAAACUUUACUAAUGUAAAUGCUGUUGGGAGCAAUUCAUUGCCUUCCAUGUUUUCGAGUGGCAGUGCUCCUCCACUUUCUCCAAGAAGCUCAUCUGGUUCUCCUCGCACAUCGAAGCAGAAGUCUAGCCCAUCAGCUCUUGGCUUUCCAUUGAAAUUAGUUAGGGAACCAACUCAAGAAGUCAUUCCACAGUUUUAUUUCCAAAAUGGUCGUCCACCUACAAAGGAAUUGAAAGAACAAGAUCUUUCUAAAAUUAACGACCUUUUUAAUAAUCCUCUAAAUGGAUUGCAAAUAGAUGAGUUUAAAACAGUGACAAAGGAAGUUUGCAAGCUACCAUCUUUCCUUUCUUCUGCACUUUUUAGGAAGAUAGAUGUAGAUUGCGCCGGAAUAGUGACCAGAGAUGCUUUCAUCAAGUAUUGGGUUGAUGGCAACAUGCUGACAAUGGAUUUGGCAACUCAAAUAUUUGAAAUUCUUAAGCGGCCAGGCUGCAAGCACCUCACUCAGGUUGACUUCAAACCUGUUCUUCGAGAGCUUUUGGCAACCCAUCCAGGAUUAGAAUUCCUGCGAAACACGCCUGAAUUUCAAGAUAGAUAUGGUGAAACUGUCAUAUACAGAAUAUUUUAUCACCUCAAUAGAUCAGGAAAUGGUAGUCUUACCCUCAGAGAGCUCAAACGUGGAAAUCUGAUUGCUGCCAUGCAACAUGCAGAUGAGGAAGAGGACAUUAACAAAGUCCUUAGGUUCUUUUCAUAUGAACACUUCUAUGUUAUAUACUGUAAGUUUUGGGAGUUGGACACAGACCAUGAUUUCUUCAUCGACAGAGAAAACCUCAUCAGAUAUGGUAAUCAUGCCCUUACCUACAGGAUUGUUGAUAGAAUCUUUUCACAGGCUCCACGGAAGUUUACCAGUGAGGUAGAAGGGAAGAUGGGUUAUGAAGACUUUGUUUACUUCAUGCUCUCAGAGGAGGACAAAUCAUCUAACGCUAGUCUUGAAUAUUGGUUCAAGUGCAUAGAUUUGGAUGGCAAUGGUGUGCUCACGUCAAAUGAAAUGCAAUUUUUCUAUGAGGAGCAGCUGCACCGAAUGGAAUGCAUGGCCCAAGAACCUGUGCUCUUUGAGGAUAUAUUGUGUCAAAUAAUUGACAUGAUUGCAACUGAGAGAGAAGAUUGCAUCACGCUAUGGGACUUGAAACGGUGCAAACUUUCAGGAAAUGUUUUUAACAUCCUUUUUAAUCUUAAUAAGUUCAUGGCAUUUGAAACCCGUGACCCAUUCCUCAUUCGGCUGGAACGCGAGGAUCCAACUUUGACAGAGUGGGAUCGCUUUGCUCAUAGGGAGUAUAUCAGGCUUUCAAUGGAAGAAGAUGUUGAAGAUGCCUCGAAUGGAAGUGUUGAAGUAUGGGAUGAGUCCCUAGAAGCUCCAUUUUAAGUUUCCUGAAGCAAGUUUUGUAGGACCUUUGCCAAACAUAUUCGGGGUGUAUGAAGAAAGGCUGGCUAAAUGGAGAUAGUGUUGAUCAGAAAAUUCACAGCCAAAAAUAUCAACUUGGGUUGUAUAGCUUUUACACGCAUAUUAACCCAGCCUGCUAUUGGCUAGCCCUUUUGCAACUAUGCUGCGCUGCACUGACGUUCCGCGAUGAAAAUAAUUGCUUAACCAACCAUCGUAUCA